AAGAAUCGCAUUAUCUUCCGCCACUGGCCUCGUGAUCCUAAAGGACAAGUCAUAAAGCCAUCCCCAUUGCGGGGCAAGGAGGCCGGUAAUGGACUUGAUUUAUGGGGUGCGACGCUCUACGACUUCUACCACGUUCGACGUAUUCCAAAUACGCCAAACUACAUUACCAACUCCACGGGAAGCAGACUUGCGAAAUGGAUGCGUCAAGCUGGUGAGCUUACAGCGAAGGACGAGCUUUAUUGGGCCGAUAAGGAGGAGGAUCCCAAAGAGAUACCAGUAGCUGACAUCGGAGAACUGAUUGGGUGCUAUGACACACACGUCAGAUUGGGCAUAUUGGAUCAUGGGAAUCCGACUCUCCAACAGCGGAUUCCUUUACAUCUUCUCCCCAAAAAGCUCCAUGUUCACGACCCUUGGAACAAACUAUCCAUC
Suillus subaureus is the source of this 429-nucleotide messenger RNA. RefSeq lists its product as uncharacterized. The transcript has 2 exons. Lineage: Eukaryota; Fungi; Basidiomycota; Agaricomycetes; Boletales; Suillaceae. The record is from RefSeq and is a predicted model, not a curated record. The annotation marks the transcript as partial.